Macrobrachium nipponense is the source of this 1539-nucleotide messenger RNA. RefSeq names its product ionotropic receptor 93a-like. The record is from RefSeq and is a predicted model, not a curated record. Gene Ontology annotation, cellular component: membrane. Gene Ontology annotation, molecular function: ligand-gated monoatomic ion channel activity. NCBI's taxonomy places the organism in Eukaryota, Metazoa, Arthropoda, Malacostraca, Decapoda, Palaemonidae. Bases 25 to 1539 code for a protein of 504 amino acids. The transcript is spliced from 8 exons.
UCUUGGUGCCUGACAGCAGCGGUCAUGAGUAACUCGUUGCCGUUCCUGAGGGAAUUCGGCGACGCCUCCCUCAGGGGGAGGCUCCUCAUCUGGCCGACGAGGUUGCUCGUCGUUUCCACCAUUCCCACUCAUCAUCUGAGGGACCUCUUCGCCUCUUACUGGACCUUCUCCAUGAUGAACGCCAUGGUGCUCACGACGCAGAAGAAAAAGUACGACAUCUUCUCCCAUUUGCCUCACACUAACUCAGGUGAGCACUUCGUCCGAAUUGCUUCGUGGUCUCGUGGCGACGGCUUGGUCUUCAUGAAGAAGUUGAAAUUGUUUCCUGUAAAGUUUUCGAACUUCUACGGAGGUCAGGUCAACGUGACGGCGCUGCCCUUUGCCCCACACUGGCAGGUGACAAAAAGAACGACUCCAGAGGGAGGGCCGGUCGAAGUCCUCUCUGGCACCGACUACCUGAUGCUGGACGCCAUCUCCCACGGGCUCAAUUUCAGCUACUACGUCAUUCCGACCGCCAACUGGGAUGAGGUGACGAAGAAAGUCGAGGAACGCGAAUCUUUCAUAGCAACCGUUAUUUACGCCCUGCUGCCCAACAGACUCCUUCAGUACGACUACACGUACGCCUUCGAAUUCGCUUCGCCCACUUUCUGCAUGAGGAAACCGGUGUUGGAACCCCAGUGGCAGAGCCUUUACAGGCCUCUGACAGACACUGUCUGGAUCUUAAGCCUGGUUGUGAUCAUUCUCUUGCCAUUGACGAUUUACUGGAUGAUCAACUUCGAGGAGACCAAGAAACCAGAGAAGGGCGAGAAGAAGAAGAUACUGUUUGUCGACGUCUUCCAAGGCGCGUUGGGAGUUCUCUUGGGUCAGAAUUACUCCAUGGACCACUCGACCUCCGCCAGUUCGAGAAUUCUCGUUAGUUGCUGGCUAGUCUUCGCUUUCAUACUGGGUUCGGCCUACAGGGGCAAUCUCACUGCCUUCCUCACCCUGCCCAAGUACCCUGCGAGAGCUGAGACGCUUGAACAGCUGAUCACCGUCGUUGACAAAGUAACGAUGCCGCCUUACGGGGAAGCUUUCCGGUCGUUCUACAGCAGAUCCGACUCUGUCGUUUUCCAGACUUUGGCCAGCAUGUGGGAGACGGUAACUUCCGGGAAAGAAGGCCUUACUGACGCUUCCAGGCGAAAACAAGCUCACAUAGACGUCCGGAGGUACCUGGAACUCGCCAUUGCUGAGCAGUUCACGAAAGCGGACGGGUCGACGCAUCUGUACCUGGGGAGGGAAAACGUCUUCCCUGGUCUGUCUGGGUGGCCAAUUCCGCACGACGCCCCUUUUAAGGAAAACAUCGACAGGUCAAUCAUGGCCGUCAAGGAGGCUGGUCUGUACGAAAAAUGGAGCUCCGACUUCAUGACCCAGGCCCGGAAGGAGAGUCUGGAGAGGCAGCGGCAGAACGCAGCCGAAGGGAAGUCACCCGAAGAAGUCGCUGACGGAGCGGAUCAAGAGACAUCAGGCAACUCCAUAGUCGUGGCGCUCACCGUCGUCAUAUGA